This is a messenger RNA of Triticum urartu, 1374 nucleotides long. RefSeq lists its product as uncharacterized. The record is from RefSeq and is a predicted model, not a curated record. NCBI's taxonomy places the organism in Eukaryota, Viridiplantae, Streptophyta, Magnoliopsida, Poales, Poaceae.
AAAGAGAUUGCCCAGGCCGCAAGACUAGGUUUGGGCCAGCGCCAUCGGAUCGAUCUAGGGUUUAAUUACCUGCCAAGGAUUUCUCAAAAAAAAUAUUUACCUGCCAAGGGCCGCCGCCCCCCUAGCUAAGCCGUGAGAACCGAGAAGCAUGCCGCUGAGCGUUGCCGCCGAACCCGAAAGAGCAUGUUGGAGUGCCAUCUUCUGCUCUCUGCAGGCCUGCAUCUCUGAGCCCAUUAGAUUUAUUCAUUACGGCACUCUCGAUGUUGUUCGACGGCUUUUUUUUAAUAGAGGUGUAAGGGAAAGGGCAAGGGGAACGGGAACGGGAACGGGAGAAGAAACUGUCAAUCCUGCUGAUGAGCAAACGGGAGACAAAAAUUCUCCUGCUGCAGAUGAUGAUUACAGCGAGCAGCUUGCUGAAUACGGCCACAAUAGUGAUCGCUACGAUGGCAGUAACUGUGGCGACUACUACGACACAGAUGGCGACUGGUCUGAGAUCUGUGCAUAUGAUGACUACAGAAAGGAUAUUCCACCGAGUCUCAAAAUUGGCUAUCACGGAGACAGCAUUAAUGUAUCGAUGGCUUACAGCUUAUCUCGGGACUUGGUGGAGCUGUUAUCUGUGCGUCCCCGAUUUCCCUUCGUGGGCACCUUCGUUGCUUUCAACGAUCGUUCCCAUUACUACUGCAACUCGCAGAAUGGACCACUUCAUCGUAAUGUUGAUUCACAGGGUAAUUUGAUUCUCAGGGCAGAAGGGGCCGCGCUUGAGGACUAUUUCCGCAUUAAAGUUGAAAUCCCAGAGGAUGAUAACCGGAUUGACACUGCAAACUACGUCUUCUAUGUGGACCCGUACUUCUGUAACAGUGUCAUUGUCCACACAAUGCCAACAAGAUAUUUCCGUGAUAUAGACGUGUUUUUCGUGCCGAUGUAUCGUGCUAUACAGGCCAGCUUGUGUGUCAACCUUGAUCUCACAUCUGGCAGUGGCUGUAGCUAUGCAUAUGGCGAAAUCACAGCGCACCAUGAGUUCUACGGCGACUUCAACGUCCUGCUUUUUCAGUGUGGAGAAGAUGAUAUGGCAGAGGUUGUUGAUGGCAGACUUCCAUUGUUGCGGACUUGGGCAGCUGUUCCGAUGUACUUAGAGCCGCUCUUGAUAAUCAAGCUGAACCUUAGUGUUUUUACUAAUUCUGACCAUGUUAAUGACGGUCAUGCCAUCUCCUUCCAAGGUGAUCUUACCUUCUACCAUGACCAGUAUGAAAAGACAAUCUGCAAUGCUGACCAUGGUACAGUUGAAGUGCAGAUUGGGUACCGUUAAUUGCCCAGCAGAGGGAUGCUAUCCAUUGUAAAUUAACCUUUUAUAUGUAUGAUAUUGCUGUAUGGAUC